ACGCCCCUUCGCGCAUGCGCGUAUAUUGUGAUGCGCUUUAUUUAGAACCAUCCUUCUUGGAUUUUCAGUUUGAGCGCCUAAGAAGCGAUGGGAAACUUUGUAUCUGGGACACCAUUGAUAUCAUACAUUGCCAACAAGUUCCCUUCAAUGGAUUAUGAGGGCCAGAGACUCGCUGAAAAGUGUUACCAGUGGAUUAUAGUUCUAUUUGGGGUAGUGGGCUUUAUUUGGGGUUACUUCUGUCAGCAGUAUAUUCAGACGGUGUAUGUAUUGGGUGCUGGAGUUCUUCUGGCCACACUGCUGGUAAUUCCGCCGUGGCCAAUGUUUCGAAGACACCCUCUUCAAUGGCAAAAUUCAAGAAAAGGAAGACAAGGACGACAAGACAAGGCAAAAACAUCCUAGGCAGUUGCAUUAUGUCAAUUUGGUCCUUGGUACAUGUUAAUCAUCCUGUAUGUACCCAAAUCACCCUUCAACUAAAGCUUUUUUGUUGGGAUUGCAAAA
Molecule: messenger RNA, 498 nt
Organism: Geodia barretti
Lineage: Eukaryota; Metazoa; Porifera; Demospongiae; Tetractinellida; Geodiidae
Source: the annotation of a GenBank genome assembly